AGGAGCAGUGGGAGCGUGGCUCGGAAGGGCUCCCUGAAGAACGGCAACAUGGGAAGCCCAGUUAACCAGCAGCCCAAGAAGAACAACGUGAUGGCACGAACAAGGCUCGUCGUUCCCAAUAAAGGCUAUUCAUCACUAGACCAGAGUCCAGACGAGAAGCCACUGGUAGCCCUGGAUACGGACAGUGAUGAUGACUUUGACAUGUCCAGAUAUUCUUCUUCGGGAUACUCAUCAGCUGAGCAGAUCAACCAAGACUUGAACAUCCAGCUGCUAAAGGAUGGAUACCGGUUAGAUGAGAUACCAGACGACGAGGACCUCGACCUAAUCCCCCCUAAAUCGGUCAACCCUACCUGCAUGUGUUGCCAAGCCACCUCCUCCACUGCCUGUCACAUCCAGUAGUGAGGCCAGCAGGCUGUGAUCAGUGCUUUCCACUAUAAUUGUAAAAUUUAACAGCCAUUGCUUCCUCCUAUGGUAGGACGUGCACCUCUUUGUGUUCAUGGAGCCAGGAGAAACCAAAAAAUCCAUUUUAUGAUUGGUUGAUGAGUUAUUUUAAGCUAUGGUUAAACGAAGCUGAAGUUGCUCAAUGUGCCAGGCAGUGCCUGGCAGA
Messenger RNA from Tinamus guttatus (white-throated tinamou), 607 nucleotides. NCBI's taxonomy places the organism in Eukaryota, Metazoa, Chordata, Aves, Tinamiformes, Tinamidae. The record is from RefSeq and is a predicted model, not a curated record.